Messenger RNA from Plodia interpunctella (Indianmeal moth), 2421 nucleotides. It is a transcript of the gene Sec10, whose product is annotated as Secretory 10. The transcript is spliced from 14 exons. Gene Ontology annotation, cellular component: cytoplasm; exocyst. Gene Ontology annotation, biological process: exocytosis; Golgi to plasma membrane transport. Bases 120 to 2294 code for a protein of 724 amino acids. The record is from RefSeq and is a predicted model, not a curated record. NCBI's taxonomy places the organism in Eukaryota, Metazoa, Arthropoda, Insecta, Lepidoptera, Pyralidae.
AUGUCAUUGUCAUUAUCAACAGGGUAGCUAGACUGGGGGAGGUGUAGGUACAUUUGUUUUGUAAUUUGCAGAUUAUUUUACUAGGUAACCUACCUAUAUUAAUUUUAAAAAAUAUCAAGAUGAUGAACCAAUAUAUGAGAGAAUUGGAGCAGGAUCCAUUUGAUCCUGAUGAAUUUGUAGAGAGGAUGGUCCGGCGUAGCAUGCAGGAAUCUAGAUUGAAAGAUGACCAGUUCGACCCAGAGAUGAUUCAUGAUAUUUUCACUCAGGCCAUUCAAGACCUUAAGGUACUGCAAGAAAGACAAGAGAGGAAAUGUACUAGAUUAGAACAAGAAGUACAGGAACAAGAAAAGAUAUACAGUAAUAAGCUGGCAGAUAUUAUGGACCAACAUAUGCACUGCGUGAACGUAUUCAGCACGCUGGACGAGCGCAUGUCGCGAUGCGGCGGCCGCGCGCUGGCGGUGGCCGAGAAGCUGGGCGCCGCACGCGCGCCCCGCGCCCGCGCCUCCGCCGCCCGCGCUCUGCUCGCGCACCUCGCCCACUUCCUCAGCCCCGGGCCCGUCAUCACCGACCUCUUCAACGAUGCCAGCAAAUUGAACGAAGCUGCAGACGUCAUACAAAAGCUCCACACAAUAGCCCAAGAGCUACCACCAGCCAAGUUCGAAGUCGCCAAGAAGAAAAUCGAAGCCAAGUACGAAGAGAUUGAGAGAAAUCUCAUAGAUGAGUUUGUGAAGGCUCAGAACCAAGGCAACAUGAACAAGAUGAAGGAAAUAGCCGUUAUUAUGACGAAUUUCAAGGGAUACUCCCAGUGUGUCGACGCCUUUAUUGAGACUAGUCAAAUGAACAGUCUCCUAGGUAAGGACAUAUUCUCGGCUGUUCUCCCCCUCUGCAAGAAGAACUACACAAUCAUCAGUGCGGUGUUCCCUAACGCUGAGCAGGUCAUGAGCAAGUUUGUGCUCAACAUCUUCCAUCUGAAGCUGCAGAAGUAUAUACAGACGAAACUGGCUGAUAAGAACGACGUGGACAAGUAUCUGAGGAAUUUGUACGAUAUGUACACGAGCACCCAACGCGUCUGCGACGAACUAGUAGUCGCCGGCCUCGUCUCCGCAGACGGGAACACCACGACCGGUGAUCUUCGUCGAGAAGCCCUGGUCAACGGCGCCAUGGCCGGCGCCAACGACGGCUACCCGGCUUUGGAGACCAGAAGACUUAAAGCGGCGCUGGCUAAUGCCCUGAAUGGUUACUACACUGAGAAGCAACAUGUUAAGAAACAGAUCCAAGGCGGCGGUUUCCAAGAGCUCCGCCGUGACUUGCAAGCGGUGAUCGGGACCCGAGCGAAUAUAAACAUAGCUCAUAUAGAGAACUACGGCGGGGAAACCUUCCUCAGUGAGAAACUGGUGGAAAGGAUGCUAAACGAUGCCAAAACAUCGUUCGUUCGGUGUAAAACUUUAUGCACAGCCAAUGAGCUCCACGGCACCACAGUGGGUUUGCUGGAGGCGCUCAUACAGCACCUGAUGAUAGAACAUGUAGAUUACGCUUUGGACUUGGGGCUGCAGUCCAUACCGAUAGCCGAGAGCAAGUCUCCUCCACAGAUUUACUUCUUCGAUAUAGUAAAGCAAGCCAAUAAAAUAGUGAAGAUGUUUGGCGAACACUUUCAAGAGUGCAUUCUACCAUGCAUGAGCACAACGUCAAAACAGAAUGAAUGCGUUCAGAAAAAGAACGCAAUCAUCGAGCAGCUAGAAAACAAGCUGGACGCGGGGCUGGAACGAGCUAUAUCAGCGGUGGUGGGCUGGGUCAAGCUGCAUCUACAGACGGAACAGAAGAAGACAGACUUCAAGCCUGAGGGAGACAUCGAUACUAUAGCCUCGCCGGCGUGUCUGGCAGUGGUUCCGUACCUGAAUUCGGUGACGGACAACAUCCACUCCGGCUUGGAGGGAGACAACCUCAACGCGGUCUCCCUCGAGUUGGCUGUGAGGCUACACCGCGUGUUGUACGAGCAUCUACAGAACUUCCAGUUCAACUCGGCAGGGGCCAUGAUAGCCAUCUGCGACGUGAAGACGUACCGGUCGGCGGCGUGCGGGCGCGGCGCGCACGCGGCGCCCGCGCCCGCGCAUGCGCUGUUCGACGCUCUGCACGCGCUCUGCAACUUGCUGCUCGUCAAGCCUGAGAAUCUGCAGCAGGUGUGCGAGGGGGAGACGCUGGCGGAGUUGGAUCGCUCCAUCCUUCUGAACUUCAUACAACUACGCUCCGACUAUAAGAGCCACAAGCUAGCAAGUUUUCUCAAAGGACUCUCUUAAUCCUAGUAUCCGCUAUGUAAUGUAUUAACAAACAAUUUUUUACUUUAUUUAUAUUAUCCAUAGAGUAUAUCGUUGCUUCGUGUAUAAGAAAGCCUUAUUUAAAUAUUAAAGUAUUAUUGUAAAAGCA